AUCUAGAACUGUGGCGCUGGAGAUCGAUUAUUAGAGGCGUGUGAAGAGGUGUGUUUGCCAAGCUGGACAAGGCUGGGGAGAACGGAUUCAAUUGAUAUCCAGAAAGAUGGCUGAAACAGAUGAGCGGCGGCAGGCGGCGCUUACGGAUUACAGAAAGAAACUUUUGCAACACAAGGAACUUGAUGCGAGAGUGAAGACACUCAGGGAGAGUGUGAAGACGGCCAAGAAGGAGUAUGACAAGACUGAAGACGACCUUAAAGCACUUCAAAGUGUGGGGCAGAUCAUUGGGGAAGUACUCAAACAGCUGGAUGAAGAACGAUUCAUCGUUAAAGCCAGCAGCGGCCCUCGAUAUGUGGUCGGCUGUCGCAAUAAGGUGGACAAGGCGAAGCUCAUAGCUGGCACGCGCGUCGCCUUGGACAUGACCACUCUCACCAUCAUGAGGUUUUUGCCACGGGAGGUCGACCCAGUUGUGUAUAACAUGCUGCACGAAGAUCCAGGGAAUGUCAGCUACUCGGCAAUUGGCGGAUUGAGCGAGCAGAUUCGGGAGAUCCGGGAGUCUAUCGAGCUGCCUUUGAUGAACCCCGAGCUCUUCCUUAGAGUGGGCAUCAAGCCGCCGAAGGGUGUUCUUUUGUAUGGCCCUCCGGGUACUGGCAAGACCCUUCUUGCUCGAGCUAUCGCCAGCAACAUGGACGCCAACUUUUUGAAGGUUGUUUCGAGCGCAAUUGUCGACAAGUACAUUGGGGAAAGUGCACGGCUCAUCCGGGAGAUGUUUGGGUAUGCACGGGACCAUCAGCCGUGCAUCAUAUUCAUGGACGAGAUUGACGCCAUUGGGGGCCGCCGCUUCAGCGAGGGGACGAGCGCCGAUCGGGAGAUCCAGCGGACUCUUAUGGAGCUGCUCAACCAGCUAGACGGGUUUGACCAGCUCGGAAAGGUCAAGAUGAUCAUGGCCACUAACCGACCAGACGUGCUCGAUCCGGCUCUCCUCCGCCCGGGCCGGCUAGACCGGAAGAUCGAGAUCCCGCUACCUAACGAGCAGGCCCGGGUGGAGAUUAUGAAGAUUCACGCGGCGAGCAUAACGAAGCACGGGGAUAUCGACUAUGACGCGGUGGCGAAGCUGGCCGAGAGCUUCAAUGCGGCCGACCUUCGCAACGUAUGCACGGAGGCGGGUAUGUUUGCCAUUCGGGACGAUCGGGAGUACGUGGUCCAGGAGGAUUUCAUGAAGGCUGUGCGGAAGCUGAAUGAUGCCAAGAAGCUCGAGUCAUCAGCCCACUAUAGUUCCGACUUCGGCAAGGACUAGUCAGGAUCUUGUUGCUUCAAAUCUGGACAUUUGCAGCCUGCCUGGACUGCAAUCGCUGUGCAGGCGUUCUGUCUAGCGACCACACAAAGCUUGCUAUGGCCAGGUGAAGCCUUCUGGGUCAAGUCGCAUAUGCCCACUUACCUGCAAAGCUUCUGUGCAUAUGUUGGCGCUCAAUCUGCGGCUCGCAAACGUAGAUCAUAUCUUCUCGUAUGAGCAUCUCGCUUUGAGUGAUGAUGCACAUUUGACCCCGGGCCCAGGACAAG
Messenger RNA from Klebsormidium nitens, 1560 nucleotides. The record is from the annotation of a GenBank genome assembly. Lineage: Eukaryota; Viridiplantae; Streptophyta; Klebsormidiophyceae; Klebsormidiales; Klebsormidiaceae.